Stomoxys calcitrans (stable fly) is the source of this 3815-nucleotide messenger RNA. RefSeq names its product protein cramped (gene crm). The transcript is spliced from 8 exons. Gene Ontology annotation, biological process: pattern specification process. The record is from RefSeq and is a predicted model, not a curated record. The coding region runs from base 503 to 3370 and encodes 955 amino acids. NCBI's taxonomy places the organism in Eukaryota, Metazoa, Arthropoda, Insecta, Diptera, Muscidae. Gene Ontology annotation, cellular component: nucleus. Gene Ontology annotation, molecular function: chromatin binding.
AAAAAACUAAAUAUCAGCUGAUCGAUUUUGAUAACCAAUAAAUCGCUUCGAUAACCGAUAAGCGAAUGUGUAAGCUUAUCGACAUUUUGGCAAACGCAAUCGACAAAUAGUAAUUGAUGGGCGGACAGACACAUCAGGACAAUAAAAUAAAAACAUUAAAAUCAUUAAAAACAUUUGCCAGUUUUUAAACACCAGUUGCUGAAAAAAAAACAUCGAAAUUGUAAAGAUUUCCGCUUGUGUUUGCUGGCGACGAGAAUAUGUGAAAAUCCAUGGGAAAAUGUUGGUGAAAAUAUAGUAAAGACUACGACAGCCAGCCAUCUUGGUUUCAUUUCGAAUUUAUUUGGAGGAGGAGGCCUCGUCUCGUAAACCCAAAAUCACGCAGACCUUCUGCUUUAAAUAGAACAAGGCUGCUGUCGCCGUUUAUCUCUGGCGAAAAGGCAUCCCAAUUGGCGCUUAGGAAAAUUGAAACGUACAUGUAAAAUUGGAAGAGAUUGGAAAUUAAAUGGAUAAAGGUCAAUUGGCAGAGAAGACAAUACAACCUACAGUCGCAGUCGCCCCUUCUUGUAACCGAGAUGACGUAGUAGCUGCGGCAAAAAAGGAAAAAUCUCUUUCGACAACGGAGACGAACGAUGCUGUCGUCGCCACAGCCAACGCCACCGCUUCCCAGACGAAGACAUUGGCUGCGACGCGUGGCAAAGAUAUCAAUGAGAAAAAAGGGGAAGGGAAACUUCAUAUUGCGGAGUUCCCCUCUGAUACAGAGGAAUUGUUGGGCUCCGUUACCACAUACAAUUGCCAUGGAACACGAACAAGUGCCCGUGUCAUACAGAAAAUGCGACAAGAUCAACAGACCCGCCCCACAACCCCACCACCACCCGAAAGUGUUCGCAAAGAUGAACGUUCCACAUCACAGAAAACACCAUCGCAAGUAAGGGCAAAUAGGCCCACUUGGUCAAAUGUGGAGAGAAAUCAUUUCUUCGAUGCUUUAAAUGAGUUUGGCAAGGACUUUGAAGCUAUUGGAAAUUUUAUUAACUCCAAAUUGAAGCGCCGCAGUCCCGCCGUAGAUGUCUCUUUCAAAUCCAAGGAUCAAGUGCGGCAGCAUUACUAUCAAACCUAUCACAAGAUUUGCAAAUAUGUGAGAUUCUCAGAAGAGGUUCGUAAACCAGCGCAGGAAUUGUACGCCCUCAUAAACUAUGGAGAGAUGAGACGAAAGCUACAGUUUGUUACAGACAAACAUUUCAUGAAACUAAAAAACCUCGUUUAUCAUGGCCAUGUUACUGUGCGUUGCAAGGGUAAGAAUAUACGCAUCAAAACACCUUCAUGUAAAGCUUUGCGACGACUCAAUCAAUUGGAUGAUUCUCUGGAGGACAUACGAUUACCUUCGAAAAUCGAAGUCAUUAUAAGUCCUGCCAAUAUGGAGGCCUUUGGUCGAGUUCAAACAAUUGCCCAGAAUCCAAGAUGCCGCACCACAGUGCCGCUGCACAAGAAAUUGGUCAACUUUAUCAGUAUGUUUCAACACAAAUGGCGGAGCAUGGAAGUUCGAAUCUCAGAAGAGGCAAAACUACUAAACCCAAGUGAGACGCAAAAUCACAAUUCCACAAAUUUGGUCGACAGUCAGGUUCAGGAUCCAGAAAUAUGUUUUCUGCCAAAACCAGGCGUAACCAUACACCGGCCAUUGCUUAGUAUAACAGAAUAUCUCAGUAGUGUUAAUAUAUGUUUAACAGCUUACGAGGAGCGCAUGGGUAUUGCGGUCAAAGGGGAAAUGCUCAAUACCGAACGUCAUACCAAUGCGAGCAUACCGGCGACAGCUGCUUCUUCACAAUCUUCCAAUGCCCCUUCCGCGCCCACCAAUAAACGCUUGCGCACCGAAAGUGGUUCUGAAAAGAAAUCUCCAGAGCAAAAUAAACGCGCGAAAAACGCUGAUAAUGCAAAUGAGUCAUCACUAAACACAAUCGAAGAAACACCCGCAACAACUUCUAUCAUGGAUACAGAAUCCGUAACAUGUGCUAGGCAUGAAAUUAGUAGCGACGAACUAAGCGAUGAAAUUCAUGAACUUCUGUCCGAUACAACACCAGAACUGAAUGUUACAAAGGAAGAUCCCAUACCCACCCAAUCAUCCGCUACAGCCGCCGAAGUAUCCUCGACCAUACCACCUGUGUCUUCAGUGCGUGCCAAAUCGUCACGAAACGUUAAUGCAAAAAGCACUCGUUCAGUAUUUAAACCCCUGCUAAAUGAUGAUAUCAUACAACGCAUACGAAGUGGCUGGACCGCUUCAAGAGCUGGUGAUAUAACCAUAGGCGACCUUUAUGUAGUUCUUGGCCAUGAUUCUAAACUGGAAUUGGAUUAUUAUUGGUCGCCGGAAAAGCCUUCGAAUAUGGAAUCUCAACCGAGUCCCAACAAUAGCCUGUGUAUGGUCGAAGAGUCAGCGGUCUUAAGUAACAAACUAAAACAUCUGCUCUUCAUUGCGAAUUUAAGCGAACGCAUGAGAAAACGGCCAUGUAAUUGUGAUAGAAAUAAUGCAGCAAAGUCUAAGUUUGAAAGAGACUUUGCUGCACGCACCUUUGUAGCCAAUAAAUCGGUGUAUGGCCCUUGUGGCAUUGGAGCUAAAACUAGCGAUACCAAUAGUGGUAUAUUUAGACAACCAAUGAUUCCCGUACGCAGAACCACCAUAGACCCAGUCAAGCAGUUAACAACGCUUACAAGGCAAAAAAUGUCUCGUCAAAUAUUGGUACAAAGGCUCUUGUUACCGAGCAAUGGAUUUGCCAACUCUAGCAUUGGCAUUGCGAAUAAUAACAGUACUCCCAUCAUGACGGCGUCUUCAACAUCUACAUGCAAAAAUUCUAGUCAAGUGCCUUGGAACUCAACAACAGAUAAAACCACUUCCACCGCUGUUGGCCCCACAUCGCCCACCGCAAUUUCAAACAUUGAUAACCCCAGUGAUAGUCAGGAAUUGAGCACAUUUCUCAAUUCAUUGGAUAUCGAAAGUCAACGAGUAUUUGAGGCUCCUCCCGAAUGUCAAACAUCACAUCAAGAGAAGCAACUCGUUGCCGAAGAAAUAGAAGAUAGAACUGAUGGUCCAUCAUCUGUGCAAUCUGUAGACAGUGCGUUUGAUGAAUGUUCAAACACAAGUUUCCUUAAUAGCCUCACCCCCAUGCAUCUGAUAAGAGAUUCAACUUCCAACUCUAGGUGGCUUGAGGAAAAUAUAAAUGAUUUCUCCCUGACUAGUCUCUUGGGUCAUUUGGACGACAUUAAUGCUGGUCGCGAUAUAUUGGAUCCCUCUUCGAGUAUGUCUGUUAUAAGUGAGAGUAGUGUUGAUUACAUGCACAAGUUUCAAGAGAUUUCGGCCUUAUUACAAAGCCAAGAAAAAGAUUAACUUUAAUUUUAAGCUAUAAAAAACCUCAUUUCACCAUAUACAUAUACCCCGUAGUUUUGCCAUAAUGUACUGAUUUUACUAAGGCCCCGUAGUACUACCCUAAUAGCAUCUUGGAUACUUAUAUUAUUUUAAAUCAUUCGUUUGUUUAUGUACAUUAGAUAUAUAAAUAUAUAUAUUUUUUUUAAGUUUUGUGUGAAAUAACAUAAUCAAGUAUUAUCAUCAUUAAUUUUCAUGUAUUUGGACGUAUUUUCCUUUUUAAGUUAAGUUUAAGUGCAUCCUCCCAUGUUAACUAUAGUUAUUGAAGAAACAUUGAACACUUAUAGACUGUAGCAACAACCACUGUGGAACAACAACAGAAACAGUAAACUAUUAUACACACAUACAUAUAUAACCAACACCAAUUAAAAUAUCAUUUAUACAAUAAAUUUUAAAUUAUAAUUGGCAA